Rangifer tarandus platyrhynchus (Svalbard reindeer) is the source of this 642-nucleotide messenger RNA. Lineage: Eukaryota; Metazoa; Chordata; Mammalia; Artiodactyla; Cervidae. The record is from the annotation of a GenBank genome assembly.
AUGGCGUCCCUCUUCAAGAAGAAAACCGUGGAUGAUGUAAUAAAGGAACAGAAUCGAGAGUUACGAGGUACACAGAGGGCUAUAAUCAGAGAUCGGGCAGCUUUAGAGAAACAAGAAAAACAGCUGGAAUUAGAAAUUAAGAAAAUGGCCAAGAUUGGUAAUAAGGAAGCUUGCAGAGUUUUAGCCAAACAGCUUGUACAUCUAAGGAAACAGAAAACAAGAACUUUUGCUGUCAGUUCAAAAGUCACUUCCAUGUCCACUCAAACAAAAGUGAUGAAUUCUCAGAUGAAGAUGGCAGGAGCCAUGUCAACUACAGCAAAAACAAUGCAGGCAGUAAACAAGAAGAUGGAUCCACAAAAGACAUUACAAACAAUGCAGAAUUUCCAGAAGGAAAACAUGAAAAUGGAAAUGACUGAAGAAAUGAUCAAUGACACGCUUGAUGACAUCUUUGAUGGCUCUGAUGAUGAAGAAGAAAGCCAAGAUAUUGUGAAUCAAGUUCUUGAUGAAAUUGGAAUCGAAAUCUCUGGAAAGAUGGCCAAAGCUCCAUCAGCUGCCCGAAGCUUACCAUCUGCCUCUACUUCAAAGUCUACAAUCUCCGAUGAAGAGAUUGAACGGCAACUCAAAGCUUUAGGGGUAGAUUAA